UGCUGGCCGGGUGGCGGGAAGGUUUCUGCGGCGGAGCGGGUGACAGAAGGACGUUUGGAUCUCCAGUUCAAUAUUAGAAUGGCAUCUGUCUCAGCUCUAACAGAGGAACUGGACUCUGUAACUAAUGAGCUCCAUGCAAUUGACAUCCAGAUUCAAGAACUUACAGAGAGGCAGCAAGAGCUCCUUCAGAAGAAGUCAAUCCUGACAAAGAGAAUCAAGCAGUGCUUAGAGGGUUCUGAUGCGGAGGCGAGCAGCGACUCCGACUCUUCACCAGCUGCGUGGAAUAAAGAAGAUUUUUCAUGGUCUGCAAAGGUUAAAGAUGUGCUGAGAAAUGUUUUUAAACUGCAGAAGUUCAGACCCCUGCAGCUGGAAACUGUCAAUGUCACCAUGGCUAGAAAGGAUAUCUUUCUUGUCAUGCCCACAGGAGGGGGGAAGAGCUUAUGCUACCAGCUUCCAGCACUGUGCUCAGAGGGUUUUACACUUGUGAUUUGCCCACUCAUCUCUCUUAUGGAAGAUCAACUGAUGGUUUUAAAACAGCUGGGAAUUUCAGCUACUAUGUUGAAUGCUUCUAGCUCUAAGGAGCAUGUAAAAUGGGUUCAUGCUGAAAUGGUGAAUAAAAACUCCCAGUUAAAGCUGAUUUAUGUGACCCCAGAGAAAAUCGCAAAAAGCAAGAUGUUCAUGUCCAGACUGGAGAAAGCCUACGAAGCUGGGAGGUUGACUCGAAUUGCGGUGGAUGAAGUGCACUGCUGCAGUCAGUGGGGGCAUGACUUCAGGCCUGAUUAUAAGGCACUUGGUAUCUUGAAGCGCCAGUUUCCCAAUGCCUCGCUGAUUGGGCUGACUGCAACAGCAACUAACCAUGUUUUGAAGGAUGCACAGAAAAUCCUCUGUGUGGAAAAAUGUUUGACUUUUACAGCAUCUUUCAACCGACCAAAUCUUUAUUAUGAGGUUCGGCAAAAGCCGUCUAGCGCCGAAGACUUUAUUGAGGACAUUGUAAAGCUCAUUAAUGGACGGUACAAAGGGCAAUCAGGAAUCAUAUACUGUUUUUCUCAGAAAGACUCUGAACAAGUUACCAUUAGCUUACAAAAGCUGGGAAUUCAUGCAGGUACUUACCAUGCCAAUAUGGAACCAGAAGAUAAGACCAAGGUUCAUACACAGUGGUCAGCCAAUGAGCUUCAGGUGGUAGUGGCGACGGUAGCAUUUGGCAUGGGAAUUGAUAAGCCAGAUGUGAGGUUUGUCAUCCAUCAUUCAAUGAGCAAAUCCAUGGAGAAUUACUACCAAGAGAGUGGACGUGCUGGUCGUGAUGACUCGAGAGCAGACUGUAUUCUGUAUUACGGAUUUGGAGACAUAUUCAGGAUCAGCUCAAUGGUGGUCAUGGAGAAUGUGGGACAGCAGAAGCUGUAUGAGAUGGUAUCAUACUGCCAGAAUAUAAGCAAGUGUCGUCGUGUGUUGAUAGCACAACAUUUCGAUGAAGUGUGGAAUGCAGACGCCUGUAACAAAAUGUGUGACAACUGCUGUAAAGAUAUUUUGUUUGAGAAAAAGAAUAUAACACAGCACUGCAGAGACCUCAUCAAGAUUCUGAAGCAGGCCGAGGGACUGAAUGAAAAACUCACCCCACUGAAGCUCAUUGAUUCUUGGAUGGGAAAGGGAGCAGCUAAGUUGAGAGUGGCUGGCCUUGUUGCCCCCGCGCUUCCCCGAGAAGACGUGGAGAAGAUCAUCGCACAUGCUCUCCUGCAGCAGUAUCUCAAAGAAGACUACAGUUUCACAGCAUAUGCUACCAUUUCAUAUCUGAAGGUGGGACCCAGAGCCAGUCUUCUCAGCAGCGAAGCCCAUGCUGUCACAAUACAAGUGAAGAGGUCCACGCAUACUGGCAUCAGGGCUGCGUCAUCUGAAGCUUGUCAGUCAGAGCGAGCAGAUGUGAAAGGGGAAGAAAAAAGCUCAGGUAACUUCCAGAAAUCUACAAACAUGCUUCAGCCAUCUGGCUCUAAGAGCACAGGAGCUAAGAAAAGAAAACGUGAAGAUGACUGAAUGUUACUUAAUGUUGCACAAAAAACUGUUUACGUAUGCUUAUGUCUGGAUGAUUUUUAUAAUCAGCUGUUUAAUUUUUGAAACAAUUUCAUGUUUUAUAUGUAUAAAGCCAUAUUUUCAGAGCUUUUCUUAUUCAGUAAUAAAAAAUAAAAAAUACAUCUUUUAUGGAAAAUUGUCUUAAAUGUAGUAUGUGAUAUUAAGUCCAUGUAACUGUUAUAAGCUCGUUGGUCUUGCUAUGGCUAGUUAUCUUCUGAUGUGACUCUCCUUUAACGCAACACUAUGCUGAUAAGGGCUCACCCUUCCAAGUGGGUGACAUUUUAAGCUCAGUAAUGAGAUGACUUCUGGCAAGAAAAGCUUCUGUUAUAAUUAAUGUAAAAACAGAAAGUCAUCAGUACCAAGCAUAUCAGCAAGAAAGUUUUGCACAGUCUGAGUAAAUC
Messenger RNA from Psammomys obesus (fat sand rat), 2462 nucleotides. RefSeq names its product RecQ like helicase (gene Recql). Gene Ontology annotation, molecular function: nucleic acid binding; four-way junction helicase activity; ATP binding. Gene Ontology annotation, biological process: double-strand break repair via homologous recombination. Gene Ontology annotation, cellular component: chromosome; cytoplasm. Bases 79 to 2025 code for a protein of 648 amino acids. The record is from RefSeq and is a predicted model, not a curated record. The transcript has 15 exons. NCBI's taxonomy places the organism in Eukaryota, Metazoa, Chordata, Mammalia, Rodentia, Muridae.